Messenger RNA from Girardinichthys multiradiatus, 2757 nucleotides. Its product is annotated as zinc finger protein OZF-like. The record is from RefSeq and is a predicted model, not a curated record. NCBI's taxonomy places the organism in Eukaryota, Metazoa, Chordata, Actinopteri, Cyprinodontiformes, Goodeidae. Gene Ontology annotation, biological process: regulation of transcription by RNA polymerase II. The transcript has 2 exons. Gene Ontology annotation, molecular function: DNA-binding transcription factor activity; RNA polymerase II cis-regulatory region sequence-specific DNA binding. The coding region runs from base 97 to 1629 and encodes 510 amino acids.
UGAUGAACUCUGGAAAGAAGAGAAACGGUUUGAAGCUCAGCAGGAACUGCUCAGUAACGGUUGAAGGAAAGUUUGGAGAGAGAAAAGCUACCAGAGAUGUGGAGACAGCAGGUCAAACAGCGACUGGAUGCAGCAGAGGAGCAGAGACACGAAAUACUGGAUGCUGCUUUCAGCCCCGAAGAUCGGCUGCAGUCAUUAGAGUUCCCUACAGAUGUUCAGCAGAUGCUGCUGAUUAAACAAGAGGCUCCUGAAGAACAGAGCCCUGAUCUGGACCAGAAUGACACAGAGCUCCUCCACAUAAAGGAGGAGCAGGAGGAACUCUGGACCAGCCAGCAGGGAGAUCAGCCCAGUGUGAAGGAGGAGAAUGAUCCCACCAGGUUUCCAGUCAUUGCUGUUCUCAUAAAGAGUGAAGAUGAUGAAGAGAAACCUCUGUUCUCACAGCUUCAUCAAACAAACGGAGAUCUUCCAACCAGCAGCUCAGCUGUUCAGAUGAAAGCAGAACCUGAUGAAGAGGACUAUGGAGGAGCAGAAUCCAGUAGAAAGCCAGAUCUAAUAAAUUAUGGAGAUGCAUCUAACUCUUCAGAGACUGAAGUCAGUGAGGGUGAUGAGGUGGACCAUCCUGACUCUCAAUCUGAAACUGAAGACAAUGACUGGAAGGAGAGCCGGGUUCCUGAAUCAUGUGGAAAGACAGUAAACAACGCUCAAAGCUGCUCUGAUUGUGGUCAACAAUUUAACGUUUUCUCUCCUGAGAGUCACCUGGUGGAUCAUUCAGAUGUUAGGUGCCCAAGUUGUUCGCUCAAUCAGGAGGGCUUCAGAGAGAAUGAUACAGUAGACUUGCAGAGGAAAGUCCAGGCAGAUCUGAACUGUUUUAAUUGUGCUGACUGUGGAAAAAGUUUUAUCCGGAAAAAUCAUCUAAAUGUUCACAUGAAAAUCCACACAGUGGAAAAAACGUUUGUUUGUGAUGUUUGCAGACAAACGUUCAGCCAGAAAACACACUUAAAUCGACACAUGAAGAUACACACCGGAGAGAAGCCGUUUGGCUGUGAAGUCUGUGGACAAACAUUCAGCAGGAAAUCUCAUUUAAAUCGACACCUGAAAAUCCACACUGGGGAGAAACCUUUUGGGUGUGAUGUUUGUGGGCAAAGAUUUCAUGAAAAGGCCUAUUUGGACCGACAUAUUAAAAUCCACUCAGGAGAAAAGCCAUUUGCUUGUGACGUCUGUGGACAAAGAUUUAGUCGAAAGGCACACUUAGACCGACACAUGGGUAGCCACGCAGAUGAGAAACCUUUUGGUUGUGAUGUUUGCAGACAAAGAUUUACCCACAAGUCAGCUUUAAACAGACACAUGAUUAUCCACACUGGAAACAAACCCUUCAGCUGUGAUGUUUGUGGACAAAGAUUUAACCAGAAGUCGGUUUUAAUGACGCAUGUGAGAAUCCACACAGGAGACAAGCCCUAUGCCUGUGAUUUUUGUGGACUAAGAUUUAACCAAAAGUCAAAUUUAAACAGUCACAUUAAAAUCCAUACAGGAUACAGACCAUUCAGUUGUGAUGUUUGUGGGCUAAAAUUUAACCGAAAGGGAAAUUUAAACAUGCACAUGAGAAUCCAUGCGGCAGGAAAAACCGUUUAGAUGCUCAGAAAGCUGCUGACUAAACACAGGGAUGUUCUGACUGCAUUUGUUGCUACUGCUCCAACCUGUAACUAGCAGCGCCCCCUACUGUCUAUCAGAGGGCGGAUAGAGGGCAGUUUGCUGUCUGUGGGCUAUUUUCUGAAGAAACCCAUCAUCAGUGUACUUGGCUGUUUUCACUGAGCUUCACUAAUAAAAUGUAAGAGUCUGAAUCCCUCGUACCCUUUUGGUCUAUAAAGGCACAUCUAAAAAAAAAUAUAUAUAUAUGUUGUAAAAAAAAGUCUAUAUUUUAAGAAGAACUCGUACGUAGAUUAACCACACAUAGAGGGAAAUAUUUCAAGCUCUUAUUUCGUGUAAUCUUGCUGAUUCUGGCUUCCAGAGAAUAAAAACCUGAAGUGUCUCAGAAAAUCAAUAUUUUGUGAAAACCUUAAAUAUCCAUGCAUAUUCAUAGAAAGUUGAGUGAAAGGAAAAGCUGCAGCAACAGGGAGAACCGCAGCUUAGAGAGUAUUUUCAACUAAAAUAUAUUCAAGAAUUUUGAGGAUCUUCAGAAGGAGAGGACUGAGGUUAGAUUCAGUGGAUCAAGAUCCACUACACACAGAUGGAUCCUACAAAUGUUCUACAUGCAUCUCACCUGGGCGGAGGAGAAACAGAACCAGACUGUUGUUCAGUGGUCCAAGGUUCUUUUUUUGGGCAUUUCAUUUGGAAAUCAGGGUCUCAGAAUCAGAAGGAAGAGUGGAGAGGACCAGAAUCCACUUUGCUUAAAGUCCAGUGGGAAGUUUCCACAUUUGGUGAUGAUCUGGGGCGCCAUGUCAUCUGCUGGUUCUGGUCCACAGGGUUUUCUGAAGCCCACAGUCAACACAACCAUCUACCAGGAGAUUUUACAGCACUGCAUGCUUCCCUCUGCUGACAAGCUUUAUGGAGAUGCUGGAUUCAUUUUCCAGCAGAACUUGGUACUGGUCCACACUGCCAAAGGUAGUGACCAUGGUGUUACUGUGCUUGAUUGGCCAGCUCUAAGCUGUCUGCAAGCUUCAGAAGAAAAGACUGGAUUUGAGCUUCAUCUGAUGAGUCUUUUUUUAUUAUAUAAUGUAUACUUUAUGCAUUGUUUUAAAUAAAAUAAAAGGAAAACCAAAA